UGAAAAAGUUUAUGAACAGGUUAUCUGAAGCUCUUAAUCCUGAUAAAAUGGGCCGGUAUAAAAGAGAUUCAAAAUGUGAAACAUUAUUUGGCAAGAUUGAAAAUUCAUAUCGUGGAGCUUUGUUUGGGUCUUUACGACGUGCUAUAUUCGAUCAUGUUUUUAAAAAGAAGAUUUCGCAAACUGUUAAUUCAGAAAGCUCAGAAUCUGAGAUAAUUUCAUGGAAAAAUAGUGGAGAAGUUCAAUGGUGCUUUAAAAACUUGGAUACUAUUGUUGAGGAUGAAAACAAAACUUAUCUUCAAAUGGUCGCCAAGAAG
Dentiscutata erythropus is the source of this 314-nucleotide messenger RNA. The record is from the annotation of a GenBank genome assembly. NCBI's taxonomy places the organism in Eukaryota, Fungi, Glomeromycota, Glomeromycetes, Diversisporales, Gigasporaceae.